Chara braunii is the source of this 1578-nucleotide messenger RNA. The record is from the annotation of a GenBank genome assembly. Lineage: Eukaryota; Viridiplantae; Streptophyta; Charophyceae; Charales; Characeae.
CUUGGAGGUUGGAAGCUGAGGCUUGGACGCUUUGGGCAGACCGCGCCACCAUUACUGAAGGUUUGGACAUUUCUCACAGCGGACACUCAUGAGGGUGUAGGAAAUGGUGUAACUGAGGUGGCGAUCAUCAUUGCGACAACCUUGGCUGUUUGAAAGAAUGUAGCUGUUGCUGAGAACUGUCAUAGAGUGUGGAUUGGAGAGGUGGCAACAACAAACUCUGGUGUUCCGCGUGAAGCUCUACCUGUGUGGCAGAUUGAAUUUUGCUGUUACAUUCGUCAGUGUGUUCUUCAUUGCUGCUGUUCUUUCCCCUGUGUAUGCGUGUGAGACACGCACACACACAACUGUCUCUUAUACACAUCUAGAUGUGUAUAAGAGACAGGUGUUCCGCGUGAAGCUCUACCUGUGUGGCAGAUUGAAUUUUGCUGUUACAUUCGUCAGUGUGUUCUUCAUUGCUGCUGUUCUUUCCCCUGUGUAUGCGUGUGAGACACGCACACACACAAGGAGAGAGAGAGAGAGAGAGAGAGAGAGAGAGAGAGAGAGAGAGAGAGAGAGAGAGAGAGAGAGAGAGAGAGAGAGAGAGAGAGAGAGAGAGAGAGGAUGGACGGUGCAGAAUGGGAGAGUAUGCCAAGGACGACAAUUGUCCUUGUAGGGAAGACAGGGAAUGGGAAGAGUUGUACGGGAAAUUCAAUCCUCGGUUGCAAGAAGUUUAAAUCAGCCAAGUGCUUCAGGUCUGUUACGUCGACUUGCCAGCUGGAGUCUGCAGUCAGAGAAGGUGCUGAAGAGAGGUACAUCAGCGUCGUUGACACUCCUGGACUUUUUGAUCCACAAUUCUCCAAGGAAAAGCUGCAAGAAGAGAUCAGCAGAUGCAUGAAUUUGACACCAGAAGGCAUUCACGCUGUGGUUAUAGUGUUGUCGGCACGGUCAAGGUUCACAGCGGAAGAACUUGCUGCAGUGGAUACAGUUGAAGCCAUUUUUGGUGAGAAGGUGGCCAGUUAUCUUAUUAUCUUGUUCACAGGAGGUGACGACCUGGAAGCAGAGGGGACGUCCUUGAGCGAGUAUUUGACAGAUGGCAAAGGAGACUUUUACGGCCUAAGUGCCUUUCUCGAGCGCUGCCGAAAUCGAGUUGUUCUAUUUGACAACAAGACAACAGAUCGUGUGAAGCAGGAACGACAGGUGCAGUGCCUGCUUGACUUGGUGGAUAAGGUGGUGGCCGAGAAUGGCGGUAAGCCUUAUUUAUGUGAGAGCUCCAUCGAGAUGCAAACCCUUGCUCAAGCUAAGGACAGGGAGGAAUUCAUGGAAAAGACGAAACUCACUCGAUCAAAUACAAUAUCUGAGGAAGAGUUUGAGAAGCACAUAGAGGAGCUAAAAAAAGAGCUAGACAGAGACUACAAAGUAAAGUGGAAAAUGUUCCAGGAAAUGGUAUGGCUCUCAAACAAUCAUCAUCAGUUGUCAUUUUUCCUGUUUUACUGCUCAGUGCUCCUCCUCCUCCCUUCCCUUGCCUCUUUCUCCUUCACCUGUUCAAAGCAAUUAUGUGUCGGGUUGUAGACAAUCUCUAGGCUAAGUGCUAGCACACCCUUA